This is a messenger RNA of Pteropus alecto (black flying fox), 1049 nucleotides long. It is a transcript of the gene CMA1, whose product is annotated as chymase 1. Gene Ontology annotation, molecular function: serine-type endopeptidase activity. Gene Ontology annotation, cellular component: cytoplasm; intracellular membrane-bounded organelle. The record is from RefSeq and is a predicted model, not a curated record. Gene Ontology annotation, biological process: proteolysis. Lineage: Eukaryota; Metazoa; Chordata; Mammalia; Chiroptera; Pteropodidae.
GUAUGCAUGUAUGUUUGUGCUCACAUACUCACACAUAUAUGUGUAUGUGCAUUUCCUCCUGUGGUCUAUAGCCAUAAAGGAGCAUAUGCUCAGUGAAUGCUCAGCGUAACAAAUCUCCCCCACUCAUGUUCCUGAUAGGCCUUUAACAAACUGCCCUAACUGGAAUAGAUGUGAUCCCCUCCACCCCCAGCUCCAGACAAGGCACCAUGGUGGAGAGUUCAUCCUGCAAGCCAGGACUUCAGAGUUCAGGCCUCAACUUCACCUCUAGCAAAACAAAGAGCACCUCUGGGAGAACUAUUCAUCAAAAGACAGGUCUUCCUCUCCCGCUGCUGUUCUUUCUCCUGUGCUCCAGAGCUGAAGCCGGGGAGAUCAUCAGGGGCCCAGAGUGCAAGCCUCACUCCCGACCUUACAUGGCCCACCUGGAUGUUGUCACUUCCCAGAAUAACCUGAAGAGUUGUGGAGGUUUCCUGAUAAGACAGAACUCUGUGCUGACAGCCGCUCACUGUGAGGGAAGGUCUAUAAUUGUCACCCUUGGGGCCCACAACAUUACAGAGAAAGAAGACACAUGGCAGAAGCUUGAGGUCAUAAAACAAUUCCCUCAUCCAAAAUUCGAUUACACUCUUACUCAUCAUGACAUCAUGUUACUAAAGUUGAAGGAGAAAGCCAACCGGACCCUGGCUGUUGGAACACUCCCCCUUCCAUCACAAUUCAACUUCAUCCUACCUAGGAGAAUGUGCCAGGUGGCUGGCUGGGGAAUAACAGAAAUGGACAAAUCAGGCUCCGACACUCUGCAAGAGGUGAAGCUGAGACUCAUGGAUCCCAAGGCCUGCAGACACUUCAAAAUGUUUGACCACAAUCUCCAGCUGUGUAUGGGCAAUCCUAGGAAAACAAAAUCUGCAUCUAAGGGAGACUCAGGGGGCCCUCUUCUGUGUGUUGGAGUGGCCCAUGGCAUUGUCUUCUAUGGACGGAAGGAUGUAAAACUCCCUGUUGUCUUCACCCGGAUCUCCCACUACCGGUCCUGGAUCAAUGAGGUUCUGAAGGAGAACUAA